AUGGCCGAGCCGAGCGCCGGGCUGCGCUGCGGCCGCCCCCUGCUUCUUCUCCUCGCCUGCCUCUUCGCUCCCGUCCUCGGGAAGCCCGGAGCCGGCCCCGCCGUCCGCGCCUCUCAGGCGGGUGUAUCUGAACCUUCUUUUAUUGCCAAGAGUGAAGAUCGUUUGUUUAAACGUUUAUUUGAAGACUAUCAAAGAUGGGUUCGUCCAGUGGAACACUUGAAUGAUACGAUAAAAAUCAAGUUUGGUCUUGCAAUCUCUCAGCUAGUAGAUGUGGAUGAGAAGAAUCAGCUGAUGACCACAAACGUCUGGCUGAAACAGGAAUGGAUAGAUGUAAAAUUAAGAUGGAACCCUGAAGAGUAUGCUGGAAUAACAUCUAUUCGUGUCCCAUCGGAUUCUAUUUGGAUCCCAGACAUUGUGUUAUAUGACAAUGCAGAUGGACGUUUUGAGGGGACGUCUACUAAAACUGUGGUAAAAUAUGAUGGCACCAUUGCUUGGACUCCACCAGCAAAUUACAAAAGUUCUUGUACUAUUGAUGUAACCUUCUUUCCCUUUGACCUCCAAAACUGCUCUAUGAAAUUUGGUUCCUGGACUUACGAUGGCUCCCAAGUUGAUAUAAUUUUAGAAGAUUAUGAUGUUGACAAAAGAGACUUUUUUGAUAAUGGAGAAUGGGAAAUAGUGACUGCAACAGGGAGCAAAGGAAAUAGAACUGAUGGAUGCUGCUGGUAUCCCUUUGUUACAUAUUCGUUUAUAAUUAGACGUUUACCUCUUUUUUACACGUUGUUUCUCAUCAUUCCUUGCAUUGGACUUUCUUUUCUAACUGUCCUCGUCUUCUAUCUUCCUUCAAAUGAAGGUGAAAAAAUUUCCCUUUGCACUUCAGUCCUGGUAUCUCUGACUGUUUUCCUUCUUGUCAUUGAAGAGAUUAUUCCAUCAUCUUCUAAAGUUAUCCCACUUAUAGGAGAAUACUUGGUGUUUACUAUGAUAUUUGUGACACUGUCCAUCGUGAUAACUGUCUUUGCUAUCAAUAUUCAUCACCGCUCUUCGUCUACACACAACGCUAUGGCACCUUGGGUUCGCAAGAUAUUUCUUCACAAACUUCCCAAGCUGCUUUGCAUGAGAAGUCACGUAGAUAGAUACUUUGCUCAGAAGGAGGAAAAAGGAAAUACGAGUGGAUCAGAGUCAUCCAGAAACACUUUGGAAGCUGCUCUGGACUCUAUCCGAUAUAUCACAAGGCAUGUUAUGAAGGAGAAUGAAGUUCGUGAGGUUGUUGAAGACUGGAAAUUUAUUGCUCAGGUGCUUGAUCGAAUGUUCUUAUGGGCCUUUCUUCUGGUUUCAAUAAUUGGAUCACUUGUGUUAUUUAUUCCUGUUAUUCAUAAAUGGGCAAGUAUAAUAGUACCUGUGCAUAUAGGCAGUACAAAUACAUAAGAUAUUUUUGGAUCUGUCUCCUGCUAACAUCAUUCUAAAAAGGUUUGGUAGUAUUAAGUUUCCAUGCAUGUUCUUUGUAGGCACGUUUCUGAUAGGAAAAAAAAAUACAGUCCUAAACUUAACAAUUGUGAUGUUAAAGCAUGGCACGUGGGACUCACAGAAGUCAAUCUGCUUAGUGCCAGUCUAUUAAGAUACUUGGACAUCAGGUCAAAGUCAAAGACCUUUGCAAAUAUCUGCAUGUGCGUGUUAGAAGCAGUACAUACUGACACCUACUGAGAAGGAGAAGGAUUGAGAUUUCUUAAUGAAGAUCACUGUAGUCCCAUUAUUAAGUUACUGUGGAAAAUAUUAUAUUUAUUGUUAAAUUUUUGCAGAUGCUUGCACAAGAGUUGUAUUUCAUCUUAUUAUAUUAUGCAAAUGAGAACUUGUAUCUACACAGUAAAUGAAAAAUUAUAAUAGAAACAUCACUUGAACUUCCUUUCUUUUCAGCAGACAAUAAACAGAGCAUUCUGACUG
Molecule: messenger RNA, 1935 nt
Organism: Lagopus leucura (white-tailed ptarmigan)
Lineage: Eukaryota; Metazoa; Chordata; Aves; Galliformes; Phasianidae
Gene: CHRNA5
Product: cholinergic receptor nicotinic alpha 5 subunit
Exons: 6
Coding region: 1-1422 (473 amino acids)
Biological process (GO): chemical synaptic transmission; monoatomic ion transmembrane transport; regulation of membrane potential
Cellular component (GO): postsynaptic membrane; synapse; neuron projection
Molecular function (GO): acetylcholine-gated monoatomic cation-selective channel activity; transmembrane signaling receptor activity
Source: RefSeq, a predicted model, not a curated record